Euleptes europaea (tarantolino) is the source of this 1802-nucleotide messenger RNA. RefSeq names its product glycerophosphodiester phosphodiesterase domain containing 5 (gene GDPD5). Gene Ontology annotation, molecular function: glycerophosphodiester phosphodiesterase activity. The record is from RefSeq and is a predicted model, not a curated record. Gene Ontology annotation, cellular component: plasma membrane. Lineage: Eukaryota; Metazoa; Chordata; Lepidosauria; Squamata; Sphaerodactylidae. Gene Ontology annotation, biological process: lipid metabolic process; positive regulation of neuron differentiation.
GCUGAGAAGAGCAUGGUCAAGCACCAACCCUUGCAGUACUACGAGCCACAGCUAUGUUUGUCGUGUCUGACAGGAAUUUACGGCUGCCGGUGGAAACGGUACCAGCGGUCACAUGACGACACCACAAAAUGGGAACGCCUCUGGUUCUUAAUCCUCACCUUCACUUUCUUCCUGACGCUCGUGUGGUUUUAUUUCUGGUGGGAAGUUCACAAUGACUACAACGAAAUCAACUGGUUUUUGUACAAUAAAAUGGGAUAUUGGAGCGACUGGUCCGUUCCGGUCCUGGUGACGACGGCUGCCGGUUUCACAUAUAUCACAGUCUUGUUGAUUUUAGCACUAUGUCACAUAGCUGUCGGACAGCAGUUGAACCUACACUGGAUCCACAAGAUUGGGCUGAUCACAACCUUUAUAGCAGCCAUCAUCACGAUGUGUUCAAUGGCACAGCUGUGGGAUGACGAAUGGGACAUGGUCAUAAUAUCGUUACAGGCCACAGCCCCCUUUCUGCACAUCGGCGCACUGGUGGUUGUCACCGCUCUGUCGUGGUUGAUAUCCGGGCUGGUCGCGAGAUCGGAAAGAGCUGGUUCCCAGAUGCUGACCUUCAUGGCCUACUUCGCGGUGGUCAUUGGGCUUUACCUUCUGCCCCUCACCAUCUACUCCCCCUGCAUCAUGGAGAGGAAGGAUCUCGGGCCCAAACCCACCAUCAUUGGUCACCGAGGCUCUCCCAUGCUGGCCCCCGAAAACACUUUGAUGUCCUUCCAGAAGGCGUUGGAGCAGAAAAUCUACGGCGUGCAGGCAGAUGUGAUGAUCAGUUAUGAUGGGGUUCCUUUCCUCAUGCACGAUGCAACACUGCGGAGGACCACCAACGUGGAGGAAGUGUUUCCAUGGCUGGCCUCUGAGCAUUCUUCCAUGUUCAACUGGACGGACCUGGAGAGUCUGAAUGCCGGUGAAUGGUUCUUCGAGGACGACCCCUUCUGGACCGCCAACUCUUUCUCGUCUUCCGAUGCCAAACAAGCCAGAAACCAAUCCAUUUGUAAGUUGGCUGACAUGCUGGAGUUGAUCCGGGACAACGCCACCGUUCUCUUGAACCUCCAGAACGUCCCCUGGGACCAUCCGUUCCACAGCACUUUCCUCAACAUCACUCUGGAGACGGUUCUCAGUUCGGGCAUUCCGCAACAGGCGGUGAUGUGGCUGCCUGACACGGAGCGAAAGCUGGUUCAGCAGGUUGCCCCUGGGUUCCAACAGACCACCGACGCCAAGGCUGAUGCCCAAAAAUUGCGGGAUGAAGGCUUCCGGAAACUGAACCUUCGGUACACCAAGGUCACCGGUGAAGAUAUCAGGGAGUACGCAGCUGCUAAUCUGAGCGUGAACCUGUACAUUGUGAACGAGCCAUGGCUCUUCUCCGUCCUGUGGUGUGCCGGAGUUCAGUCCGUCACCUCCGAUAACUCUCACACCCUCAGCAGGCUGACUUCCCCCGUCUGGCUAAUGCCUCUGGAUGAGUACUAUCUAAUCUGGAUAACAGCCGAUCUCAUUUCAUUUACCGUAAUUGUAGGCGUUUUUAUAUUCCAGAAGUGGCGUCUGGGCAGCAUCAGGUCCUACAAUCCUGAGCAGAUCAUGCUGAGCGCAGCAGUGCGCCGGUCCAGCCGGGACGUCAACAUCAUGAAAGAGAAACUGAUCUUUUCGGAAAUCAACAGCGGAGUGGAGGGUACGGACGAGCUGUCGUUGUGCUCCGAGAACGGCUACGCCAACGAAGUUGUCACACCCAUGGACCACAGAGACGUGAAGCUACGUAUCAACUGAAGGGC